Drosophila kikkawai is the source of this 3018-nucleotide messenger RNA. The record is from RefSeq and is a predicted model, not a curated record. Lineage: Eukaryota; Metazoa; Arthropoda; Insecta; Diptera; Drosophilidae.
AUGGCUCAAGCUGAGGGAGACAAGGCCUUGAGGAAAUUCACGACCAUAACCGAUAGGGUGAGUCAGUUUGAAGCCAGAAUCAAUACCAAUGCGGACACAAAUCCGUCCAUCCACACGAGUAGGGUUCGACUCGAGCAGAUCAGGGCCCUCUGGGACAAGGUGGAAAAGGAAUAUGAGACGUGCUCCGAAGUUGUGGCCAGUCAAACCUGCAAAGACAAAAUAACAGCCAUGCAAUCCAAGUAUGACGACUGUUAUACCGUUUACGAGCGGUGCGCAGCAAGCCUCAAUGAGAUCAUUGCAGAUUCACACGCACAACAGUCUGUUCAGUCCUCCAAUCUGACGCCGUCUCAGGGCGGAUGUCGCUUACCUCCAGUCGAGUGCGAAGUUUUCAAUGGUGACUAUGUUCAAUGGCCCACAUUUCGGGACCUUUUCUCCGCCAUCUAUAUACGCAAUCCUCGGCUUUCAGAAGUCGAAAAACUGUUCCAUCUCAAUGCAAAGACGAGCGGCGAGGCCAAAUGCAUUGUGGCCUUAUCUCCGUUGACCAAUGAUGGUUUUGAGUCAGCGUGGAUAAACUUGCAGAAUCGGUUCGAGAACAAGAGGAUGCUAGUCAAUAGCCUAUUAAAGAUCUUGUUUAAUUUGCCUUCUGUUGCCCAGGAAUGCGGAAAAUCCUUGAAGCAUUUAGAGAGCACAAUCCAAGGUUGUUUAACGGCCCUGCAAUUAGCAAGAGUCGAGACCACGAAUUGGAAUUGCCUGCUUGUUUUCCUGUGCUCGUCCAAGUUGCCAAAACUAACUUUGGCUCUUUGGGAACAGUCCCUGCUUAGUAAGUCAGAGAUUCCACUCUGGGCUGAAUUCCAGGCCUUCUUAAAGGAUCGUCAUCGAACGCUUGAGGCGAUUGAAGAGUUCAAGCCGAACGCGAGCGUUCAAUCCAGGGCACUGAGGGCUGACAAUAGCUCGCGGUCAAUCCAGACCUUUGAGAACAGAGUUACGGUAAACCCGCAAUCCUGUAAACUCUGCGCACAGGAGAACCAUCCAAUCCGAGGAUGUCCUCUAUUCUUACGCAUGUCAGUCGCAGAUCGAGAGAAACAUGUAAAACAGCAGAAGUUGUGCUUAAACUGUUUCGUUGCCGUUAACACGCAAGGGGUCCUACUGAGUACGGCAUUGAUAGAAGUUUGCCAUUUGGGCAUAAAAUACUCAGCACGGGCACUCAUUGACUCAGGUUCCGAGGCAACCUUCAUCUCAGAACGGUUGUUCAACCUGAUUAAGUUGCCGUAUGAGUCCAUCCAGGCUCAAGUUUCGGGGGUCAACCUUUCCGUUGCCGCUCAGCCUCGUAAGAGGUGUCAACUCAACAUAGGUUCUCCCGUCAAGCCCCAUAUCCAGAUUGAAACCUGUGCAUACGUGUUACCCCAGCUAGCUGGUAAUCUCCCAUCCUACACUAUACCAGAGGAUUCAUUAAAGGGUCUUCCACCUCUGCAACUAGCAGAUCCAGAUUUCUACCGGAGCUCGCCGAUUGACGUGCUUAUUGGUGCCGAUAUCCUGCCAUCAAUCAUUCUCAGAGGCUCCCAUUCCAAUAUUUGUGGAACACUCCUUGGUCAAGAGACCAUAUUCGGGUGGACUCUUUGCGGUCCCAUUGCAACGAGUCCCAUAAGCAGAAUCUGUUCUUUUUCAGCCCGAUUAGCAGUGACCGAGUCCAAACCAGACAGCAUCCUCACCAAAUUUGGGGAGGUGGAGGAUGUUCCAGUGAAGUUAGUAAAGGAAUCCACCUCGGUUUGCGAGGAGAACUUUAUCCGAUCCACCAAAAGAAGUGAGGAUGGAAGAUGUGUUGUUUCGUUGCCCUUUAAAGAGCCGGACAAUAUUAAGCUGGGACAUUCCAGACCCAUCGCACUAGCUCAGUACCUCCGAAACGAAAUGCGAUUGAGUAAAAUCCUUCCAGUGAAGAAGCAGUGCGACUCAGUCAGUCAAAAGUAUUCAGAUUUAGGUCAUUUGCACCAAGUCUCUCCAAACGACUCCAGCAGUUUUCAUCACGCUGUCUUUAAACCAGAUAGCACCACGACGAAGGUUCGCGUCGUGUUCAACGCUUCCAAUCCCUCAUCAAACGGGAACAGCCUCGAUGAUAUCCUUCAUGCGGGGCCUGUACUACACUCCGAUCUGACUAGUCAGAUUCUAAAAUGGGUUUUUUUAAACUAUGUGUUUAGGGCGGACAUCACCAAGAUGUACCGGCAAAUUCGGGCAGUCACCUUCGGCGUAAACUGUGCGCCCUUCCUGGCCAUCAAAGUGUUACAGCAGUUGGCUCAGGACAUCCGAGGCCAAUAUCCUUUGGCCAGCGACAUCAUCUCGAACUCUACGUACAUCGACGAUGUGCUCGCAGGGGCUCAUACUCAGCAGUCGGCGAUAACUGCCUACUCCAAACGAGAGGUCGUAUCUCAGAUAGCCAAGCUCUUCGACCCGGGCUGGGAUCAACCACUCCCCACCGACCUCGUAACCCAGUGGCAAGAGUUCGUAAAAGGGUAUCCAAUCCUGAGGGAAAUUCGUAGUCCGACAUGGGUGCGUUUCCAUCCUGCAGCCAAAUUGCAGUACCAGGACGCAUCCGUGUACAAUGGCUCCAACGACCCACCAAAAUCCUCGUCGCUCAUCCGGGAGCAAUAUAUACAGAUGUCGAGUCUGCAGGAGAGUCCACGCUCUGAGGGUAGGCCAACGGUUUCUCCAACUGCCGGCUGUGAAGCGGCUCCGCGCGGUACUAAUAAACCAGUACUGCGCGAACAGUCUGGCAAGGAGGCUCAUCACACGCUGCUGCACCUCCACACUGGGCAGCCUCGCUCUUCGCGGCCCCGACAAAGGCGCAACCCACCCUCGGAUUCUCGGCCUCAGCGGCAGCCACAGCAGCGCCAGCAGGCGCCUGUAUCCGGACCUCGGCGGCCCGCCACGCCAAUGGAUAUGUCUCCAUCCCGCAGCCGGUCGUGCACGCCUAUCCUGGCGCGCACGAGGGUUAGCAUCCUCUCCGGACGGUGUUCCCUUUCGUAG